Cicer arietinum (chickpea) is the source of this 1845-nucleotide messenger RNA. RefSeq names its product stemmadenine O-acetyltransferase-like. Lineage: Eukaryota; Viridiplantae; Streptophyta; Magnoliopsida; Fabales; Fabaceae. The record is from RefSeq and is a predicted model, not a curated record.
GGUUUGAAGUCACGCCUUGCGGGAUAUGAGCUGAAUUGUUACCCACACUAAACCAACAUUGAUGGGUGCCCAAAUCACUUAUUUUCUUACUAAGCAAAUACACAAAAUAUAAGUCUAUACUUACCCCAUUGACUUCUUAGAUAUGAGGUGGUGGUAUUCAUAUAUAGACGCCACAUCAACAUGUAUGUGUUUUCACUAGUAUUUUUGUCAACAAUUAAACCCAUAAAAACAAGCGACAGAAACUAAAAUCAAUAAAAAAAGGAAAUCAUUUAAGAAACAUUUAUUCAUUCGGUGAAGCAAUAUGUCAGCGUUCAACCGACACCAUUCUAUAAAAUGAAAGACAAUCAAGUAACUGUAAACACAACCAAAAUGAUGAAGCAGAACGAAAGAACCAGUAGCAGCAAUUGCGAAGUAAAACUCGAAACCCUAAACAGAGUACUCAUAAAACCCUCCAAACCAACACCACCAAACCUUCAAACCUUCAAACUCUCUUUACUAGAUCAACUUUCUCCCAAUUUUCAUGGCAACACCACUUUCUUCUACCCCAAUUACAACAACAUUAACCAUUCUUCUCACUUCUUAGAAAAAUCCAAACUUCUCCAAAACUCACUCUCUCAAACACUCACCCUUUUCUACCCUCUCGCCGGAAACCUCCAAGACGCCGCCACCAUUAACUGCAACGACGGCGGCGUUUUCUUCAUCGAAUCUCAAACCAACACGACUCUCUCCGAAAUUCUAACAAACCCCGAUUUCGACACCUUCGAAUGUUUCCUCCCAAGCACCGACGAAAAACAAAUAUUAAACCUCUUAUUAAUCCGAUUCACCUUGUUCGAUUGCGGUUCCACCGCAAUUACCGUAUCCCUCACACACAAGAUCGCUGACUUCAAUACUCUCAUCACAUUCCUCAAAACAUGGACCGCCGUCUGCGGCGGAGACACCAAAAUACUCCCUGAUUUAACCACCGCCGUUAACCUAUUUCCUCCGAGAGAAUUUCCCGCCAUUUCCGCAUCAGUAAAAACUUCAAACAAAAAAAUAACUUCUAGAAGAUUCAUUUUCGAAGCUUCGAAAAUAGAAGAACUCAAAACAAGAGUGAAAAGAACAGUCGAAUUCAACCCUACAAGAGUAGAAGUUGUUCUUGCACUCAUUUGGAAAUGUGCUCUUUCUACAACAGCUACGAAAACGACGUCGUUUUUUAAACAUUCGAUUCUGUUACAGGCAGUUAACCUCCGUACACGAAUGGAGCCCACAAUUCCGGAAAACGCGGUGGGGAACUUGAUAUGGCCGUUUUCAGUAACGGUUGAGGAUGAAUGCCACGUGGCAAUAGAUGAGAUGGUGAAAAGGAUGAGAAAGGGUAUGAGGGAGUUUAUAGAGAGCAAAGUAGAGAGGUUUAAAGAGGAAGGAUGGUUUGAAUUUGUGAUGGAAAGUUUGAAAGAGAGGGUUAAGAUUAACGAGGGUAGUUUGGUAAUUUACAGGAGUUCGAGUUGGUGUAAUUUUCCACUGCUUGAAAAUGAUUUUGGAUGGGGGAAACCUGUGUGGAGUUGUAGUGUGAAUAAAGUGGUGAGUAAUACGAUAGCUUUGAUGGAUACUAAAGAUGGUUGUGGAGUUGAAGCUUUUGUCACUCUUGAUGAGGAUCACAUGGAGUUCUUUCAACAAGAUCAAGAGUUGUUAAACUAUGCUAUGCUCAACCCUAGAAUCAUCAUUUGAGACCAUCUCUCAUGCUACCAUAUCAAAUAUUCCAAUAAUUUAACACAAUGAAUUGUAUGGUUUUAACUUUAAAGAACAAACACCUAUCCUGGGUUAAUAAAAAUACAAACAAAUAUAUAUCCUCCUUCAGGAAUUAACAAA